CGGUGUAAACAAACGCUAACUCGACUCAGGUUAACAACUGUCAAACCGUAGGCUACGUGUUGGAUUUACCGAAUCUUCAGGAAUCAUGAGCGCAACACCAGUUAAAGCAAAGAAGGCGGCUAAGCCAAAGAAGCCGGCAACGCAUCCAAAAUACAUCGUCAUGAUUGUUAAAGCGAUCACAGCUUUGAAGGAAAGGGGAGGCUCUUCUCGUCAGGCCAUUCUGAAACACGUAAUGGCAAACUUCAACGUCGGCACCGAGCAGAAAUCUAUCAACUCCAGACUGAAGAUCGCAUUGAAGAGUGGCGUAAAGAAAGGCGAAUUGAAACAGUCAAAGGGUACAGGUGCGUCGGGUUCGUUCCGUGUUGGCGAAAAGAAAGCAGCGCCAAAGAAAAAGGCUGCUAAACCAAAGAAGGCAAAGAAGGCUAAGGCUAAGAAACCAGCUGCUGAAGGGGCCGCAGCACCAGCAGCAAAACCGAAAAAGGCAAAGUCUCCGAAGAAAUCUAAGAAGGCAGCUAAACCUAAAAAGCCGAAAACUCCCAAGAAGGCAAAAUCACCGAAACCAAAGAAGGCGAAAUCCCCAGCUAAGAAGGCAGCAAAACCGAAAGCAAAGAAAUCACCGAAAAAGGCAGCAAAGAAAGCAGCGAAAAAGUGAACAAUUAACUGCUGGACAGUGACAAUGUAAAUACUUUGUAUAAAGAGUGGUGUACAUAUUUGUAAAUUAUUCAUUGAAGUUCAUCCAGGAGAUUUUUUUUCAUUAUUUACGCUAACUCUCAAAAAGGCAGCUCUUUUUACAAACAGUGUAAAAUGGAUAAAUUCGGUGUACAUGAAAUUACAGAGAUAUGGGACAUUACAUAAAUACAUAUUUAUUGUGCCGACAAUCCAUUAACCAAAGUUUGUGCACAAAACAUUUGCUUCAUGGAUUAUCGUUGUGUUCCUGACAGUCUCCGAUGUAACAAUAUACUGUUUUAACCAUUUUUACAUUCUCAUUUUUACAUUAAUUUAUCAUUAUUAUCAUCUCAUCUUUUCAUUUGUUAAUUUCAUAUUAAAUGCAUUCUUUCGUGUUCAUAUGUAUAAAUUUGAAAUGACGUCAUUUGAUAAUAUUUUUCACUCUGUGAGUGUAUAUGCAACAUAUAUUGGAAUAGAUUCGCUAAGUUUACUUAUUGUUUUCUAUCUGAGUCAUGUUGUUAAUUGAAAUAAAUCGUAAACAUUUAA
This is a messenger RNA of Ruditapes philippinarum (Manila clam), 1212 nucleotides long. RefSeq names its product histone H1-delta-like. Gene Ontology annotation, cellular component: nucleus; nucleosome. The transcript has a single exon. NCBI's taxonomy places the organism in Eukaryota, Metazoa, Mollusca, Bivalvia, Venerida, Veneridae. The coding region runs from base 86 to 652 and encodes 188 amino acids. Gene Ontology annotation, molecular function: structural constituent of chromatin; nucleosomal DNA binding; double-stranded DNA binding. The record is from RefSeq and is a predicted model, not a curated record. Gene Ontology annotation, biological process: nucleosome assembly; chromosome condensation; negative regulation of DNA recombination.